AUGCAGGUUCAUGUCCUUUUUUUUUUCUCAUUGCUGACCAUCACCCAUGCCUGCGCAUGUGCUCAGGACCUGCGCCAGUGCAUUGUUGAGACUGCAGCGCUGGCGGGUUUGGACUGGUCUUCCAAUGUCUUGGCUGUCGUUGACAAGUUUGGCGCUGCUGUGCACGCCUUUGCUGCCAGUCAUACAAGUCGUUACUUGUGUGUGUGUGUGUGUGUGUGUGUGUGUGUGUGUGUGUGUGUGUGUGUGUGUGUGUGUGUGUGUGUGUGUGUGUGUGUGUGUGUGUGUGUGUGUGUGUGUGUGUGUGUGUUUUGGCUCAAUUUUUCAUAUGCGGUCCUGCCCAUCUCAGAUUUCUACAAGACGGUGAAGAUGAGGACACCAACGAUGCGAACGACCUCGCAAUACCCUGCCGAGGAGAUGCUGGCCCAGCUGCAAAGUGAGGAGACAUCUCGUGAUGGUCACCUUGCCGCCAGUCUUAAAAUGAACCUGGAGCAACAAAUCACCGGUGUUACGCAGCUCUUUGAGCGCGCCAAGCAGUGGACGCGCUACACCAAGGAGUUUUCGAGUUACCUCGAUAAGCGCGCUGCCUUGAGGCUGGAGUACGAAAAGAAACUGCGCCAGCUGUCCAAUACGACGGCUCAGACGCUGCGAGACAUGGGCCCGCAACCCGGAGCAACAGAAAUUCUUCAGAUGCUUGAACACCACGAGGCCAGCUCGCAGCGCAUUGUUGCCGCCUUUACGGGCAUCAACCACAACAUUUCCCACAAAGGACCCAUUGAGGAGAUGCGGCAACACCACGAGCAAACCCGAAAGCUACUCAAGGACAAGUGGGCGCGCGAGUGCAAGCGGCUCAGCGAUGCCACAGCGGCUGCUCAAAAGGCGCAGAGUCGCUACAAUCAAGCUGCUACCGAGUGGGAGGCUCAGCUGACGCAACGCCAGGAAGCCGAGGAAAGCAAAUACAAGCUCAAGCUAGACAAGCGUGUCAAAGACGAGGGCGACCAACGCACCAAAUUGGAAGAGCUGCGCACGCAAUAUGCCGCUGCCCUGCAGCAAGCCAACAAAGCUCGCGCCGACGUGUUGGAUACGCGGCGCGAAGUCAUUGAUAGCCUCACAGAUUCCGUAUUUGAGGGAGGUGAAUGCCUUCGUGACGUAUUGUUCCUCUUGCAUCAGGAUGCCCAUCGCAUCCAUCUUGCAGACACGGGUGGCGCUGAUGACCUCCUGGCCCGACUUGAUGCAUUUCGGUCAGCGCCCAACGUGGCGGCUUACCUGGCUGAAGAAUUAAGCGAGGCCGGUCUUGAUGCCUUUGUUAAUCCCGAUCCUCACCGCUUUCACGAGUACCAACUGCGACCAGAAACCAUGUCUUAUCUCGAGUCUCGAGGGGUCGUCAAUUCAUGCGCGUUGGAGGCAGCUGAGUGGGAAGAUCGCGCGCCCGAAGGAGCCAAUGUGCUUAGUGCUGAGGAAGUGGCUCGACAACCCGAUAUGCAUGCUUUUGUGCGACUCACAAUUCCAUCCAAAUGCAAGCACUGCAAGCGGGCUUGCUACUUUAAUGCAUUUGUCUGCACUAAAUGCCACAUUGCCUGCCACCGCCGCUGUACGGAGGAGCUGGAGGUGCGCUGCAACCUGGCACAACAGGCCUAUGCUGCCAAAACGAUCAAGCGGGCGCGGCAUGCAUCAGUUUUUGGCUCGUCGCUCGACGAGCAGGUGGCCGACUCAUCAGACGGCGUCCCGGUGCUGGUCCGCCGCCUUUGCGAGGCUGUUGAGCGCCGCGGCAUUGAUACUGAGGGUAUCUACCGGCUGAGUGGCGUCAAGAGCCGAGUCGAGGACUUGUGCGCGCAAUUUGAGGCCCAUCCGCGCGCUGUCAGCGUGGAUGAUGCUGACCCGAUCACACUGGCAGCCGUGCUCAAGACCUACUUGCGACAAUUACCCAUUCCAGUCAUUCCACCUGAUUUGCAACCCGACUUUUUGGCCAUUGCUCGCGAGCGAAUGGAGACGAAUGAUGCACCCAACUGCGAGGUGCUUGCUUCAGAAAAGAGGCAUGUGCUGAUCGAGGUGUUACACAUCCAUGUGCUUGCCCAGUUUACACGUCUAGUGGACGUACUGCCGGAUGUCAACUAUUCAACUCUGGCCUACUUGUGCAGCCAUUUACAUCGCAUUGCGAUGCACGCAGAGACAAAUUUGAUGAAGUGCUCCAACUUGGGCAUCGUUUUUGGUCCCACUUUACUGCGCUCGUCGGCAGAUAGUCUGCAGUCGCUGAUGAACAUGCCCAUGCAAACCAUGGUUGUGGAACUUUUGAUCAAGUUUUGCGAAACCAUUUUUGCUCGCUUCUUUGAAUCGCGACCCACGCUCAAGCCGUCCCUCGUUGAAGACACACCAACGUUCUCGGACAGCGGCAAGCAGGCACAGGCGUUUUUGCAGGUGGCUGGUGGUGAGGAGGGAGCGGCACCCGUGGAUGCCGAGAGUGCAUCCUCCCAUGAUGCUUCCUUUGAUGACCCGCUGGCAGAAGUCGACACGCCCAUCUCGUCAGAAGAUGAAGAUGUGCAUCGUGAACACCUCGGAGAGCGCGGUGGUGGCACCAGCCCUGUCAUGAAAACCGAUGGCCAGGAUCAAGACCAAGACCGGGUUCACGAUCAGCAUUGGGAUCAAGAUCAGGAUCAAGAUCAGGAUCAAAACCAGGCUCAAGAUCAGGAUCAAGCUCAGGAUCAAAACCAGGGUCAAGAUCAGGGUCAAGAUCAGGAUCAAGCUCAGGAUCAAGAUCAUGAUCAAAACCAGGAUCAAAACCAGGAUCAAAACCAGGAUCAAGAUCAGGAUCAAAACCAGGAUUUAAUUUCAACCACUCAGAAUGCUGACGUGGAUGACGGUCGCUGGUCAAAGGAGGCUCAGUUUACGGACGGUCUUUUCGAGAUAGCAAACGGGAGCGCUGGAGAGACUCGGCAUGAUGUCAACAGCAGAUCUAGGCAAGAGGCUGGCUUACACCAACGACAGGCAGCGGCUUUGGGAGACGAUGAUGCCGAGGAUUUGCAGGAAGAGGCCGAUCGUGAUGCCCUAGACGGUUACUUGAGCGUCGACGAUGCAUCGGAGGACGAUGAAGAUGCUACCGAGUUUGCAGGGGGCACUGAGGCGGACUCGGAGGAGGAUGAUCCGCUCAACCGAACGCUAGUAGGGUUUGACGAACGUCCUGUGGUGGAUCACGGCCCCGGAUUUGAGUCACCUCCACCAGAUGCCCCCCCGGCUGUUGGAGAGCCCCAUGCUGACUCGGCACUGCCUCCGGAGUUGUUGGCUCUGCUGUCUACGGGCGAGCUGCCCCCUCCGCCCCCUGUCCCACCUCCCUUGCCGCCUCAUUUUGAAGACCUGGACGAGAGCGGUGACUAUGGCUUCAUGAGCACUCCUCCACCAGCACCCGAUGCUGACACCUCGGAAGGGUUGGCCCGGCAUUCCUCGGGAGGCCUGCGUUAUCGCACGGGGUCGUCCAUAUCGAUCACCAGUGCUGACUUGGGCACAGAAUUUGUUUAG
Monosiga brevicollis MX1 is the source of this 3507-nucleotide messenger RNA. RefSeq lists its product as uncharacterized. The record is from RefSeq and is a predicted model, not a curated record. Lineage: Eukaryota; Choanoflagellata; Craspedida; Salpingoecidae. Gene Ontology annotation, molecular function: GTPase activator activity. Bases 1 to 3507 code for a protein of 1168 amino acids. The transcript has 18 exons. Gene Ontology annotation, biological process: signal transduction; activation of GTPase activity.